AAAAUACAGUUUUUGCUUGUUUAUGUUGUUUUGUUUGUUUAUGCAAGUGGCUCCCACUUUGUUUGACGGUCCUUGAACGCCUCAUAUAUUGGUCCCAAAUGCUCUCACUGAGAGACUAAGUCACCAAUGCGUGGAUGUUUCUAGAUUGUUCGGUGCACUGUUUGGCCGUGCGAUAACAUAGGCGAUAUAUGAAAAGUAUUACAUAUUUCUAGCAAAGAUUUUCAUAGAAAAGCGAGGUUCCACCGUAUCGUUGUUGCUUUUUUUUCAUGUUUUUUUUUUUUCAUGCUGUAUUCAAUUGUAGUGAUUCAAUUGCCCACUGCUUGGUUGUUGUUGUUUAAGGUUUUACAAGUUAUUUGUGCAAAUUAGUCUUCAUUUAUGGCUCUCGUUUCAUAAGACUCCUAUAUACAAAUCGCUGGUUAGUAAACCAAGUCCCGCUUUGCUGGAUUAGCGAGUUAAAUGCUGCAGCUGCACAUUCGCUUAGGUCGUUUUCGUGUCUCUACGUCUACGCCUCUACGUCUACGCCAACAUAUAGAGUAGCCCUAGUUAUUUUCCUAUCGUAUAGAAAUGAUAAAAUAAGAUUUUGCCAUCGUGACCAUCUUCAAUAUUUGCUUAGGCUUCUUUCAAAAUGGAAGCACAGCCUAUUGAUUGUCUGAGGAACGUUGUGUUUGUGGAAGAAAGCCUCUGCGCGAGUCAACUGAUGGGUCUUUCUUGAUGCCGCCUGCCAGCCAAGGUUCAGUCGGCAUAUGAUUACAGCACAUCUGUGUGUACAUAACGUGCAUGUGUUUAUCGCAGAGUUCAGUCCGUGUGCUUAAUCCUCAGAUCAUCCCCCAUUCAUCCUCUCAUCCUCCUCACUUACAGCCCUAAUCCUGUCAUCCCUCACUCUUUUUUUUUUUUUCACCCAGCCCUUUAUCCAUUUAUCUCUUUAUCCCGUUAUCUGUCCAUCACAUCCACCGCCCCAUUGUCCCCGCUCCUGCGGACCCAGUACUCCGUUUCCCCACCACCUCCAAUCACUUAUCCCGCUCCCCCCCCAUCUUUUUGGACCCAAUUCCAGCCACACUCAGCAGAUGUCUGAAAGCUUGGCACCAGGGCUUCUUUCCGCAGAGCUCCAUCCAUCCCUUAUGAAACCGCCGUGCGCAGAACUGCACUCUCAUCUCUGCAACAAAACAGCCGCUCGGACGUGUGGGGGGGCCUCAGCCGUAAUAAAUUGGCGCAUUGCAGUGUGAUAAAGAUUCCUGUCCGGGUUUUAGAGCGGAACCACGGCCGGUAUUCCCUGGUUUUUUUUGUGAGGCUCUCAUGUGUAUUUUGAAGGCAGCUGCAGCAGAGCAUGGAGAGCUUGUAGCUCACCCACGCAGCUCGCCGUCUUUAGACCGGCCUAGUAGCGAUGGCUGCUUUUUUGGAGCUGACGAGCUGUCAUGCAAUAAAUAAAUCAUCUAAAAAAGCUGCAAUGCAGUGGGGGUCGCCUUCUGUACUCUCACGCUGCCAGAGUGAAUAGAAGACAGCCCUUUCUUGCCUCCCGCUUUCUCCUCGCCAGGGGUUGCUUUGAGACGACUGCGGCGAAUCCUUGCUGAUUCCAACCCAAUGAAGGUUUUUCGCCGGCUACACGGAUGCUUGGAUAGAUUGCAGGAACCGAGGCUCAGAGGGAGGUGAAGUUUAAAAGAGGCGUGAACAAGAGGAAGCAGGGGCAGCAGUGUAACGUGAGAGACUGAAUGAUAGACAGACACGGCAAAGAGGAGAAGAGGAGAGAGAGAGAUAGGAGAGACCGGCUGUCAGGAGUGGAGAGACGCUAAGGCCUGCAGGGGAAUUAGAGCAGCAGAGGCGGCCGGUGAGACGAAGGAGGGGGAGAAAAAAAAAAAAAAAAGGCAGAGUGACAGGCAGACGAGGCUUGCGCGUUGAAGAAGCGACACCGGCUCGGGGAAGGACGAGGGAGAAUUUGAAUGGGCGAGACGGACGUGGACUGAAGCCGUUGUCAGCUCAUGGUCCUGGAGCACAGGCCGAGGAGAGGAGCAGGGGGGGAGGCAGAGAUGCACCAGGAGGGGGACGUGAAAGUGGACAACUGGUCAAGAGUUGUUCUACCAGGUCAGACCAUGAUGGGACUCUACUACCCAACCGCAUUGCUGGGGUCUCAGGAUUCAACAGGAGCACAGGAUGGCUUGGUGGCGCCGGCCUUCACAGCGUUCCCUCCUCCGCCCCCUCCCCAGAACGGGAUCACUGGGACAGAAUUUGGCCCCGGGGCCAUGUUUGGUGCCGGGGGUCAAGGCACAGCUGAGGUAGGCGCUGACGCUAACGGAGACUCCGCCAUCAGCGACAAUGGUAAGACCGAGGAGGCAUCCCAGGGGGACGCGGGCAUACAGUGCAGCACCGGGGGAGCAUCAGCAGGAGGCUCUGGAGGCGACUCCCCCGAGGCCAAAGGGACCCCCAAACGCCUCCAUGUUUCUAACAUUCCCUUCCGCUUCCGUGACCCUGAUUUGAGGCAGAUGUUUGGGCAAUUUGGGAAGAUUCUGGAUGUAGAAAUCAUUUUCAAUGAAAGGGGAUCAAAGGGUUUUGGCUUUGUGACAUUUGAGAACAGCGCAGACGCAGAGAAAGCCAGAGAAAAGCUCCAUGGCACGUUGGUGGAAGGUCGUAAGAUUGAGGUGAAUAACGCCACCGCCAGGGUGAUGACUAACAAGAAAAUGGUCAGCCCCUACCCUAACGGAGAGGCGCUGAGCACGCUGCCUUACGCAGGGUGGAAAUUGAGCCCAAUGGUUGGGGCUGUGUACGGACCCGAGCUCUAUGCAGUCCCAGGGUUUCCCUACCCUUCAGCGGCGGCUGCAGCAACGACGGCGGCAGCGGCGGCCGCAUUCCGCGGCGCCCACCUCCGGGGGCGGGGGCGCCCCGUCUACAGCGCCGUGCGAGCGGCUGUCCCUCAGCCCGCCAUCCCCGCGUACCCCGGUGUGGUGUAUCAGGAUGGGUUUUACGGCGCUGCAGACUUAUAUGGGGGCUAUCCCGCUGCCGCCGCAGCCGCCGCCGCUUAUCGCUACGCUCAGCCUGCGGCCGUAACCGGAGCAACCGCCGCAGCUGCCGCAUACAGUGACAGUUACGGGCGGGUUUACACGGCCGAUCCUUACCACGCUUUAGCCCCAGCGGCUGCCGCCUACGGAGUGGGAGCCAUGGCCAGUUUAUACCGGGCGGGAUACAGUAGGUUCGCUCCAUACUAAAGCCACAAACCACAUCCCAAGAUCCAAGGAAUUUUCACAUCUCUCCGGAAGCCUUUUUUUUUUUUUAAAGCUCAUUUUUUGGCAGACGCACCCUUUCCAUCUCUUUGCUGUCUGACUGCAGUGACAACCCCCCCAACACCCCCCCCCUUUUCUUUUUAUUGCCACAUCAGCAACUCUUUGUGUCGUGUGACGUGGCACGUUUUGUCAACGCUAACUUUUUAGGAACACUAUUGGAUCCGCUAGGAAAGAGAGAGACCCGUUCCUGCUUGAUCUUCCUACACUACAAAGUCCAAAUCCUUAGUAAAUCCACUCCACUCCCACGGUGUCCCCCAAGACAGUUUGGCACUGUGGUGCAUUCAUGAACCUCACUUUCAUCUCUGUAUAAAAAAAAAAAAAAAGUAGGAAUUUUUUUUUUUUUUUUUUUUUUUUAAAGACGGCACGGAAACAUGGGAGCUUCUGACUGACAGGAACCACUAAUUGUCCCAGUCACACCAAAAACAAUGAAUGGCAUGAAACCCUCAAGUUAUGCUGGGAUUCCCACGGGUGCAAGGAACGUUACGUUAAAAAAAAAAAAAAAAAUGGGAAAAAAUUUUUUUCUUCUACAUUACCUCAGUUUUAUGUCGAUCUUGUUUUUGUUGCCAUAAUUUGAUGUCCGCUUCAGUUCGCCUUUGCCACAGCAACACUAAAAAAAACACAACGGACGCAACGGAAGCAUCCACUUGGACACAACACGGCGGCGUCCCUUGUGAGGCUGACGGAGACCACAUAGGAAAGUCAGGAACUGCAUUCUGGAUCCCAACUCCGCUGGAUUGCAGGCACGUGCAUUCGAUCCGAUAUUUUGGAAUUUUCUUUAUUUGUCAGUAUUUUCUGGACACAGUAGUCAUUUUUGUAGUACUUUUUUUUUUUUGAAGGAGGCCUGGCAAGUCUUGUUAUGUAUUCCACACCUCAGUAUAUACUCCCCAUGUUAUUAUUAUUGCUCUUUGCCUUUUGGUUCCAAAGAUUGUUUUUUCCCAAGGAAGCACACUUUUAGACUCCAUGAACUUUUUGUCUGUGCUCAACUGCUUGUUUUUAUUUGUAAAAAAAAAAAAAAAAAAUGAAUAAUAAUAAUCUCUGCGUUGAAGCCGUAUUUUUCUAGAUGCUGGUGUCAGACACAUUUCCACGGUGGUCGGCCCUUUUUGGAAACCUGCCAACAAAACCCCGGGACGCAUGAUUUUUUUUUUUUGUUCGCGGCACCCGCAAGGUAUGCCGGAAUGCGCACGUGGGUUGUUUGUUGGUUCGUUGGUUUUCGGUUUUGCUGCAGUCGGGAGUCAUGAGGGACGUUCCGAUUGGGAUGGGAGGAAGAAGGCAUGAAUAUUAGGAUGGGGGGGGGGG
Doryrhamphus excisus (bluestripe pipefish) is the source of this 4565-nucleotide messenger RNA. Its product is annotated as RNA binding protein fox-1 homolog 2-like. Gene Ontology annotation, cellular component: nucleus; cytoplasm. Gene Ontology annotation, molecular function: mRNA binding. The record is from RefSeq and is a predicted model, not a curated record. Lineage: Eukaryota; Metazoa; Chordata; Actinopteri; Syngnathiformes; Syngnathidae. Gene Ontology annotation, biological process: regulation of alternative mRNA splicing, via spliceosome; nervous system development.